Molecule: messenger RNA, 1746 nt
Organism: Cladophialophora yegresii CBS 114405
Lineage: Eukaryota; Fungi; Ascomycota; Eurotiomycetes; Chaetothyriales; Herpotrichiellaceae
Exons: 2
Coding region: 1-1746 (581 amino acids)
Molecular function (GO): protein binding
Source: RefSeq, a predicted model, not a curated record
AUGGAUUCUGCCGACAGCUCGCCCGUCGAUCGGAAAAAGCAGCUGUCGAAGCGUUCGUCGAAUUCGUAUACUUCGGAGGAGUGGCGGAGGCACCGACCACUGAUCACCCAGUUAUACUUCGAAGAGGGCCGGACGCUCAAAGACGUGGCGGAGUACCUGAAACGCGAAUAUGACUUUGGCCCAACAGAACGGAUGUAUAAAAGCAGACUUCACACAUGGGGCCUGGACAAGAAAAAGAAAGAGCAUGAAAUGCUUGAUCUGGUUCGUCAAGGUCUGCAGCAGAAGGGGGAUGACAAGGACAAGGUGUUCUUGGUCAGAGGAAGGCAGGUAACUCUCGCCGACGCUUUACAUUACUUCAACCGCAAAGGAAUCAAAGAUCCCUCAAGUCUACUGGAGUCCCAACGGGCACUCUCGGGUGAAUUAUCGUCACCCGAUGAUGCCGACGUGAAGACACCUCUAUCAUCCAACGACGACACGCUCCACGCUACCCACGACGCCGACGAUUUUGAGAUGACCAGGAGUCCAAUGGAGAUGGACGACCGAGAUAAGCCGGCUAUAUCGUUGAGACUGAGGGCCUCCGACUUCGCCGCCGAACGUCUAGCUAUUCUGCAACAGGUGCUAAAUAUACCCGAUCUUCCGCCAAUGCCUCCAUUCCGAACACUUUCUGUCGAGUCGACCGUAGUUCAGGCUCAAGUGUCGGCCGAGGAUCAACGAUGUCUAGAUGUCAUCUUCCAGAAUAUGCAGAACCACUUUAUGAAUUUAUUCACAGCACGGAAUCUCUCGAUCCGGAACACCACGGGCACGUGGACCGCCACGUCAGAUGAUGCGCUCGCCGACCGAUUCUACUAUUCCAUGUACCAUGGCUUCUCCUUUCUGUGGAAUGGUCAGCGGGAUCGAGCUUUCGACAAUUUCUACAAAGCGUUCGCGCUAAUCGAGGGUCUACUCAAAGAUGAUCACGUCGGCUUCAUGAUCUACGUUUUCGACCUCAUCAUUCGCCACGACGGGACGGGAUAUGAAGAACCAUUACUGAUGCUUCUGCAACAUCUGGCCGAUAUGGCCAAAGCCGUCUUCGAGUCCGAAGAGCACCCUAUAUACCUGGUUGCUACAACCAUGCACAGUGCAACUGCUUCCCGAGCCUGGCUCGCCGAAUCCACGUUACGCAGGCUGCUUGACUUCUUCCAAGACAGCAUCGGAUACUUUCAUCCAGAAACGAUCGCUCUUUUGCAGACAUUUGCGAGCGGUCUGCUGAACCGGGAACGAUUUGCGGAGGCCGCGGUGCGAUUUCAACAACUUGUCGACGCUUUUGAGACGACGGUCAACAAACAAUGCUACGACGUUUGCUACGCAUUGCGAUCCACUUCCGAGGCAUAUUUUUACAUGGGCCAAUAUACUCAGGCACUCCAGGCUAUCAAAGCGUCAUUAGAACGUUCGCAGACCUUACCUCGCCCAGAAGAGCGUGAGAUCUACGUGCGGUGUCUGAGAGGGAUGGCGGAGAUAUCGCACAAACUGGGCCGGAAGGACGAGGCCGUCGAGACAAUGCAACAUGUGGUGGAUGUUUGUCGAGACGCGUUCGGACCCGAACACGCAUUCACCAAUCGAGCCAAGAUGCAUCUCAAGUCGAUCUUGAAGGGCGACGCCGCAAGCGCAUCUGCCAUUCCGCCGAUGGUGUACAGGCUUGGCCGUGGUGGCAAUGCAGCCAAAUAUAUUUGGAUUUCUCGAUCCAGUCCUACUCGACUCCAGGCUUGA